ACCAGUAACAAAAUCCAAAACCUAACUUUUCGGCUCUCACAAACUGUUAUAUUAUCCUAUAACAAGGGAAAAAUCAACUUCAACUUUCUUCAUGGCUCCGUCUGAGUUUAGCUCCAGCACACAAGAACCUACCACCGUGACCACAGAAUGCAGUUGUGAGAACACCGAAACCGAGCAAAAUGGGACAGAAGAGAGUGGUUUUGGAGGAGAAAGAAAAUCGAAUCAGGUUGGAGAUAAAGGGAAAGGUGCACAAACAUCCGCAGACGGAAAUGGAGAUGACACAGUUGAAGAUAAUAUUGAAACUGAAAACACUCCUUGUACAUGUGACACUGAAGAGGAAACGAAAGAGAGUGAUUCAGGAGACGAGGAAAAAGCCGCAGAAGGAAAUGGAGAUGACACAGUUGAAGAUAAUACUCAAACUGAAAACACUUCUUCUACAUGUGACACCGCCAUUGAAGAGGAAACAGAAGAGAGUGAUUCACGAGAACAAGAAAACGAGCAAAAUGGGACAGAAGAGAGUGGUUUUAAAGGAGGACGAAAAGCACUUCAGGUUAGAGAUAAAGGGAAGCCGACACAAUCAACAAACUAAUAAGGAACAGAAAAUGAGACCACAUUAUAAACGCUUCUUAUGUCUGUGAAGAUGUCACUCACAAAUGGCUUAGAAGAACAUGAAAAAAAACGACACACGGUUCAGGAUGAACUCACGCUUCUGGUUUCUUGUAUUACUUCAUUUGCUAUGGAUAUUUUUGUGUUUUGUUGGCUGUUUAGAAAAGUUAGGCUUCCCCUUCUCUCCAAUAAAUGAAGCAUUCAUUCAUGGUUACUUCAAUAACACUUUGGUCGUGUGAAUAAACUAGUGUACAACCACAUUUAUACAUA
Vigna unguiculata (cowpea) is the source of this 876-nucleotide messenger RNA. RefSeq lists its product as uncharacterized. The record is from RefSeq and is a predicted model, not a curated record. Lineage: Eukaryota; Viridiplantae; Streptophyta; Magnoliopsida; Fabales; Fabaceae.